This is a messenger RNA of Sinocyclocheilus rhinocerous, 458 nucleotides long. Its product is annotated as E3 ubiquitin-protein ligase UBR1-like. Gene Ontology annotation, cellular component: ubiquitin ligase complex; cytoplasm. The transcript is spliced from 4 exons. Gene Ontology annotation, molecular function: ubiquitin protein ligase activity. NCBI's taxonomy places the organism in Eukaryota, Metazoa, Chordata, Actinopteri, Cypriniformes, Cyprinidae. Gene Ontology annotation, biological process: protein ubiquitination; ubiquitin-dependent protein catabolic process via the N-end rule pathway. The record is from RefSeq and is a predicted model, not a curated record. Bases 8 to 457 code for a protein of 149 amino acids.
GUGUGUGAUGGAUCCAGGCCUUCGAGAAAGGGCUCAGAUGCUGUUCCACCUGCUGCUGCGGUACACGACAGACAUGCUGGUUUGGGAAGAAACCUAUGAGCUAUCAGAGGAGCUGAAGCCAAAAGUGAAGGAAGACACCUACUUCUGUGUGCUCUACAACGAUGAACAUCACUCAUAUGAUCACGUCAUCUACACGCUUCAGCGCGCGAUCGCCUGUGACCAGAAUCAGGCCCAAAUCUACACUGCACUUAUUGACAAGGAAGGGCGGAAAGCAGUGAAGAGAGGUACUAUCAGAUCCUGUCAACAAGCCAAGGACAAUAUCAGGCGUAACUCAGAGCACAUUAUCCAGAUACCUUUGCGGGUGGAGAUUCUUCACACUGCUGUAAUGGCUCAUCAGAACUUCGCCCUCAGACUUGGCGCAUGGUUCCAGAAGAUCAUUGGCUACUUAGGUAGAUGAU